CCAGGAAGAAACUGAACUGAAGAAGUGACUGAAAAAGAAAUUAAGGAACGAUUUGAAGGAAUAAAUUCAUUUCUUAACAAGAUCAACUUUGAAUUAAAUGGCUGAUAAACAGAUCAGUUUACCUGCCAAGCUGAUCAAUGGAGGGAUAGCUGGGCUGAUUGGGGUCACCUGUGUAUUUCCCAUUGACCUGGCAAAAACUCGCCUGCAGAACCAGCAAAAUGGCCAGCGGAUGUACACCAGCAUGUCUGACUGCCUCAUUAAAACAAUUCGGUCAGAAGGCUACUUUGGCAUGUACAGAGGGGCUGCAGUGAACCUGACUCUAGUGACACCAGAAAAGGCUAUCAAACUGGCAGCCAAUGAUUUCUUCCGGCAUCACCUCUCCAAAGACGGGAAAAAGCUGACGCUGCUGAGGGAGAUGCUGGCAGGCUGCGGCGCGGGUACCUGCCAGGUGAUUGUCACCACUCCCAUGGAGAUGCUCAAAAUCCAGCUGCAGGAUGCAGGGCGAAUUGCGGCACAGAAGAAGCUGAUGGCAGCGCAGGCCCAGCUCUCCUCUUCCUCUGCGGUGGGGGCAGCGGAGCCAGCGAUGGAAACGCGGACCACAGCAACACAGAUAACAAGGGAGCUGCUGCGGAGCAAAGGCAUCGCGGGACUCUACAAGGGCCUGGGAGCCACGUUGCUGAGGGAUGUCCCCUUCUCCAUUGUUUACUUCCCACUGUUUGCAAACCUGAACAAGCUGGGCCAGAAAGACCCCAAUGUCAAGGCUCCGUUCUAUGUGUCCUUCCUCUCUGGAUGUGUGGCUGGCAGUACGGCUGCAGUGGCUGUUAAUCCUUGCGAUGUGAUCAAAACUCGGCUGCAGUCCUUGCAGAGAGGAGUGAAUGAGGACACCUACUCAGGAAUCCUGGAUUGCACCAAGUAA
Molecule: messenger RNA, 916 nt
Organism: Opisthocomus hoazin
Lineage: Eukaryota; Metazoa; Chordata; Aves; Opisthocomiformes; Opisthocomidae
Source: RefSeq, a predicted model, not a curated record